UUAUCACCUUACCACAGUACGGGCAUAAGAUUUAAUUUCGCAUAAAUACAAACAGAAAAUCUGUACUGUUUGUAUUAGCAAAACGACGUCGACAGAUUAGAUUAAGAAUUAGUUUAAUUGUAACCGGCAAGGUGUUCGAAGCAACCGAAUAACCAAUCGAAAGGUAGCCGUCAGUAUUUUUUAUCGCGAAAUAGUGUUAUAAAAUCAAAUAGGGUAAUGUAAAUACACAUAAAGUCUACUGGUGUUUUACUCAGAAAAUAUUCGUUGAAUAAAAGCAUGCCGGAGUAUUUGUUGUGACGUUUUCGUAAAUGUUUGGAUUGUCUGAUCGAACACAGACUUGAAGAUUUAAAAUAAAUCGAUUAUUUUCCUCUUAAAACAGACUCUAGUUAGUUUGUUGUAUAGUUACAAAGCUGAAAAGAAGAUUUAUAUCGACCAUAAAAGCGUGCUGUUUGUUUAGCUGGCUAUGAAAAUAUGAUCACUUUUGUUUAUUGCUACAUUUGUUUGUUAAUUGUUUGUUGCCAGACGACCAGGAUCGAGAGCGAAGAAAAUUACAUCAACAAUGACUCUCCCGAUACUUUGCCAAAAGUCAAACUUUUGCAUCACAAAGUGGGGUCAGAUGUCUUAAUGAAAUGUAAUAGCAACAAUAACAACCACAACAAGGACAAUAUUACCUGGGAUUUUAAGCCUUGCGAUAGCAACUACAAAGGAAUCCAUUGUGAAGGCAAAAACAUGUACCAACUAGACUACAGCGAAGGCCAGUGGAAAAAACUCGACUACAAUCGAAAACGCAAGAAAUUGGAAAUAAAAAACGCUACUGCAGAAAACAUUGGUCUCUACAGGUGCCUUUAUAACGAAACAAUAAUAAAAAUUUAUAUUGUGGAUCUCGUCGUUUCAGCUAAGUACGCUGGAACCAAACCUGAGGUUCUUUCGGUGAUGGCGUCGCCGAAUUCAACCAUAGUACCGACUUCACAGGUGGUAAUUCAGUGUAAAGUGAAAAGUGAGAUACCCCCGGAAAUAAGAUGGUUCAAAGAGUGUACUACACGGAGUUGUGAAGACUUUUCGAGGUUGCGAUACGACGGCAGUUGCUAUUGUAGUCUAGAUACAUCGAAUCCCGGGGCUUAUCCCAGAGGCGAUAGUAACAUUUACAUGAGCAAACUUUUUAUCCCCAACUCGAGUAACGGUGAUAGCGGGACGUACGUUUGUGUUGUGAUCACCGUGUAUGGUGAAAAUCACAAAAAUGUUACUAUUAAAGUGGGUGAUAUGAACGAUAAUGUCAAUAAUAGUGGAAACUCAAUUAAUUCGUUUCGGUUGUUGUUCCUAAUACCGUUGUUUUUCGUGCUUGUGCCUGUUACUAUAUGGUUGGGGUUUUACAGAAGGAAAAAGAAAAGUCGGCGACAGCUCCAUGAGCAUCAGAAGCAUCAGCUUAUUCAACCCGUUAUUGAGCUUUGAAGCCGUUUGAUUAUCUCAUGUAAAGUGACUGUUAUUUGUGAUACUUUCUUUUAAUAAUUAAAAAAAAAAAAACAA
Zophobas morio is the source of this 1524-nucleotide messenger RNA. RefSeq lists its product as uncharacterized. The transcript has 4 exons. NCBI's taxonomy places the organism in Eukaryota, Metazoa, Arthropoda, Insecta, Coleoptera, Tenebrionidae. The coding region runs from base 472 to 1449 and encodes 325 amino acids. The record is from RefSeq and is a predicted model, not a curated record.